AUGGCUGGAUCUCAACGCUACCCUUUCCGCACCCUUGGGAGCUGGAUCCAGUGGAUUAGGCGCUCCACGCAUCGAGGUGCAAAGCUGGCCAGCAGCAACAGCGAUGGGAGCCCCGAGCGCCCAGUUAAGGUGUUGGUCGUCGGUGCCAAUGCGGGCGGAGGCGCUGAUGGGAGCCCCAUCAAGACUGGGCAAGGCGAUGUCCCCAACAUGUGCGACGAGAUUGGGGAAGGCGGCGCGAGCUCCGUGCCUAUCCUCAAGAUGUGCGACGAGAUUGGGGAAGGCGGCACGAGCUCCGUGCCUAUCCCCAAGAUGUGCGACGGUGGUACAAGACAGAAGGAACCCGUGAAACUGGGGGCCGGUGGCGGUGACAGGAGCCCGGAGCACGUCCUCAAUAUUGGGCAUAGUCGCCUUCGUGUCGAUCACCUCGGCCAGUUGUAUGUCCUUGACUCCGAAGAUGAAGGCAUCGGCAAGGAGGCGGGACUUUAUGUCCCUGAUUCGGAGGAGGAAGAUGGACAUGGCAGUGGUUUGGUGGCGUCUACAGCCAGCAACAAGUCCGAGAAGAUGACCAUGGCCACAAAUCCGAUCAUCCAGGCUGGCUCGAUCCAGGCUGCUGUGGACGUCCCUCUGGGGGAUGUCGCCGCUGACGAACUACACCCAGUGAUGGUUCAACACUUGAAGGUCAUGUGUGUCGAUGAAAUGAUAUGUAGGUAUGCUGGUGUGCAUGGUUUGGUUUGA
Molecule: messenger RNA, 735 nt
Organism: Miscanthus lutarioriparius
Lineage: Eukaryota; Viridiplantae; Streptophyta; Magnoliopsida; Poales; Poaceae
Source: the annotation of a GenBank genome assembly